AUGAAGCCCUUCACUAUCUUCAGUCUUACAUUCCUUUCUUGUCUGGGCCUGGGUCUCAUGUCCGUCGUCGAAGGCAUCGAAUUCUACGGCGGCGAUUUUCGAGGGUUCGAUUUGGCAUUGGGGACCAAACCAGCAGGCCUAAAGACCGUUAAGAUCAAGUACUUCGAGUAUUGGUUCCUCAAUGUGCGCGGCCACCCUCUCGUCCAUUGCCGAGGAAAGAGCGCACCAUACUACAACGAGAAAUUCACCUGCCGCUACAGCGGAUACGAAGAGGUCGGCAUUGAAGUAUUCUUUUGUGGCCCCGGUCGGAGUAACACAGGAGCCAGGUAUUCAGACCAUGUUGUAUACACAGAAGCCCACAAGGAAGGACGGCUUAAGUCGCUGUCAGGAGGACAUCUCCUCGAUCAGGGCCAGAGAUUGUUGCAGUGCGCGAAACAGCGCUCCGACAAGCGCCCGCCGCCAUCUUAA
This is a messenger RNA of Acaromyces ingoldii, 468 nucleotides long. RefSeq lists its product as hypothetical. The record is from RefSeq and is a predicted model, not a curated record. NCBI's taxonomy places the organism in Eukaryota, Fungi, Basidiomycota, Exobasidiomycetes, Exobasidiales, Cryptobasidiaceae. The transcript is spliced from 3 exons. The coding region runs from base 1 to 468 and encodes 155 amino acids.